AUGGCUGCUUCCCCGAGAAGAUGUCGUCCUUUGGCUCAGGAGUACCUUGAGGUAAGGGAAAGCAGAGAAAGAGAGAAGAAAGGGAUUGCUUGUCAACUGAAUAGUUCGUCAAAUCUAACUGCCACGCAGAAGGUGCUGCCCAACAUGAACGUCACAGCCAGCUCUGCGGAUUCCGGUUUCAAAUUUUCCCGUGAAGACAUCAAUAAACAAAUGGACAAAAUGAAGGAGGCCAAGGACAAGUCCCUGGCCGAAUACUGGCCUCAUUUGGGUCAGAAAGUGAAGACCGAAGACUUCGACAUUCCAAUGAGAGACGGUGAAAAAGUUCUUAUCCGAGUGUACACUCCAAAUGACAGUCCAAUUGAAUCAGGAAAGAGGCCGGUGGUCUAUUCGCUUCAUGGAGGAGGUUUUGUGACCGGGAAUGUAGACUCUGAAGACCUUAUCAAUCGCCAACUUUGCCAUGAAACACACUCUCUUAUUUUCUCACUGAAUUACCGCUUGGCACCCGAGAACCCGAUUUUUCCCACCGGCGUGAACGACACGGAAGACGGUCUGAAAUGGGUACACGAAAAUGCCUCACGGUACGGAGGGGAUACCAAUAAAGGAGUGUUCUUAUCUGGAACUUCAAGCGGCGCUUUUCUGGUUGCAAGACUUGCUUUUCAGGCCAAUAAACUGAAUAUACCUGUGCCAGGCAUGAUUCUGCGUCAGGGAGUGUUCAUAUUCUGUCCUUUGGAAGAACUGGUGGAUUGGCGACCAGAGGUCGCGCAAUUCAAGUCUCGUGAGGAAAACGUUGACGCACCCGGACUCCCUAAACACGUUGUGGACGCACUGAACCAGCUACUAGCAGUGACAGCCACCAAGCACAAAGACGUGGAGGAUUUCCCUAUCUUUGCUUCUCUAGAUGAGCUCUCCAGAAUGCCUCCGACACAUUUUGUGCAGGCCACUGCUGACCCCUGUGCCGACGACAUUACCUACUUCAAGCGUCGCCUGACUGAGGCUGGUGUCGAAACCACACUGGUAACAUACGAAGGAAUGCCGCACGGUUUCCAUGCGUAUCAUGUCCUGUCAGCGGCAAGGCAGGAGAUGAAAGAUACUGCGGAUGCGCUGAAAAGGCUGAUUGCACGAUUUAAUUCCCGAGAUUCCUCAUGA
Aspergillus terreus NIH2624 is the source of this 1146-nucleotide messenger RNA. Its product is annotated as alpha/beta hydrolase. Gene Ontology annotation, molecular function: hydrolase activity. Lineage: Eukaryota; Fungi; Ascomycota; Eurotiomycetes; Eurotiales; Aspergillaceae. The transcript is spliced from 4 exons. Bases 1 to 1146 code for a protein of 381 amino acids. The record is from RefSeq and is a predicted model, not a curated record.